This is a messenger RNA of Solanum pennellii, 1314 nucleotides long. RefSeq names its product elongation factor 1-alpha-like. Gene Ontology annotation, molecular function: GTP binding; GTPase activity. The record is from RefSeq and is a predicted model, not a curated record. Bases 113 to 1018 code for a protein of 301 amino acids. NCBI's taxonomy places the organism in Eukaryota, Viridiplantae, Streptophyta, Magnoliopsida, Solanales, Solanaceae. The transcript is spliced from 2 exons.
CUGUGCUGUCCUCAUUAUUGACUCCACCACUGGUGGUUUUGAAGCUGGUAUCUCUAAGGAUGGUCAGACCCGUGAACAUGCAUUGCUUGCUUUCACGCUUGGUGUCAAGCAAAUGAUUUACUGCUGCAACAAGAUGGAUGCUACCACCCCCAAGUACUCCAAGGCCAGGUACGAUGAAAUCGUGAAGGAAGUUUCUUCCUACCUCAAGAAGGUUGGUUACAACCCUGACAAAAUCCCAUUUGUUCCCAUCUCUGGUUUUGAAGGAGAUAAUAUGAUUGAGAGGUCUACCAACCUCGACUGGUACAAGGGACCAACCCUCCUUGAGGCUCUCGACCAGAUUAAUGAGCCCAAGAGACCAUCAGACAAGCCACUCCGUCUCCCACUUCAGGAUGUUUACAAGAUUGGUGGUAUUGGAACUGUCCCAGUUGGUCGAGUAGAGACUGGCGUAAUCAAGCCUGGUAUGGUUGUUACCUUUGGCCCUACUGGUUUGACAACUGAAGUCAAGUCUGUUGAGAUGCACCACGAAGCUCUCCAGGAGGCACUCCCUGGAGACAACGUUGGGUUCAAUGUUAAGAAUGUUGCUGUUAAGGAUCUUAAGCGUGGUUAUGUUGCCUCAAACUCCAAGGAUGACCCAGCUAAGGGGGCAGCCAGUUUCACUGCCCAGGUCAUCAUCAUGAACCAUCCUGGCCAGAUUGGAAAUGGAUAUGCACCAGUGCUUGACUGCCACACUUCCCACAUUGCUGUCAAGUUUGCCGAGAUUUUGACCAAGAUUGACAGGCGUUCAGGUAAGGAACUUGAGAAGGAGCCUAAGUUCUUGAAGAAUGGUGAUGCUGGUAUGGUUAAGAUGAUCCCCACCAAGCCCAUGGUUGUUGAGACCUUUGCCGAAUACCCACCAUUGGGUCGUUUUGCUGUGAGGGACAUGAGGCAAACUGUUGCUGUUGGUGUUGUCAAGAAUGUUGACAAGAAGGACCCAACUGGUGCCAAGGUGACCAAGGCUGCCCAGAAGAAGGGAAAGUGAACAGUGUUGUGUGAUGCUAGUGUUUCCAAUGCUAUUUAUUUUCAUAAAGUGUGCUAUCUAGACUCUGUUUUGUUUACUUCUGCUAUAGUUUUGUCUUUGAUUUGCUUUUUAGGCUCUUGUUUUGUGCCUUGUAUGUCAUGUAACCAUUCUCAGAACUGGGUACUUGACAGGCGGUGGCGAGCAUGAUUUGGAGACUGUUGUCACUCUGUUGAGGUGCCUUGGUUUUCCAUGGUGCCUCAGGAUUUUUGCUUUUGGUGUUCGCCCAAGUUAUAUUUUAUAUAAGCCUUUUAAUUUCU